AUGGAAGACAAGAGAGAAUUAUUUAAGCAACCCCUUCAUGGGAUUUAUAUUCCAAUCGGAUUAAUGUUAUUUGGUACUUGGAUCUUUGGUUGGGAAUAUAUGCCAUAUACUAUAGGGUUUAUUGUAGUUGUAUCCACAUUUAAAUUUUAUGAAGCUUAUAAGAAUAGAUCAUCGUUACAUAAAACAGUAUGGAAUGACUUUGAAUUAAUCGACAAAACCAUUAUUGCUCCAAUGACUUCAAUCUAUAGAUUUAAAUUAAAACAUGAUGAUGAAGUAUUAGAUAUCCCAACUGGUCAUCAUGUUGCUUGUUGUUUUAAUGUUGAUGGGAAAGAUGAAAUUAGAUACUAUUCUCCAAUUUCAAAUCAAUUCGAUGCCGGAUUUUUCGAUAUUUUAGUUAAACAUUAUGAAAAUGGUACUGUUACUAGAAAAUUUGCUCAAGUUAAUGAAGGACAAACUGUUAAAUUUAGAGGACCAGUUGGAAGAUUGAAAUAUGAACCUAAUAUGGCUAAAGAAUUAGGUUUAGUUGCAGGUGGAUCAGGAAUUACUCCAAUUUUACAAGUUAUUACUAGUAUCAUUACUAAUCCUGAUGAUCAGACUAAAAUUAAAUUGAUUUUUGGUAAUGAAACUGAAAAAGAUAUUUUAUUAAAGAAUGAAAUUGAUGAAAUUGCUAGUAGGUAUCCUAAUUUUGAAGUAUAUUAUACGUUAACUUUUCCUCCUAAAGAUUGGACUGGUGGUGUAGCUUAUGUUUCUAAAGAUAUGAUGAAAGAACAUUUACCUAGUCCUAAUAAUGGUAAUAAAUUGUUCGUUUGUGGUCCACCAGGAAUGAAAGAAUCUUUACUGGAAAUGAGUAAAGAAAUGGGUUGGGAUGAUGAAAAUAUUUUCAUGUUUUAA
This is a messenger RNA of Hemisphaericaspora subhashii, 891 nucleotides long. RefSeq names its product cytochrome-b5 reductase. The record is from RefSeq and is a predicted model, not a curated record. Lineage: Eukaryota; Fungi; Ascomycota; Pichiomycetes; Serinales; Debaryomycetaceae. The coding region runs from base 1 to 891 and encodes 296 amino acids. Gene Ontology annotation, molecular function: oxidoreductase activity. Gene Ontology annotation, cellular component: plasma membrane; endoplasmic reticulum. The transcript has a single exon.